Misgurnus anguillicaudatus (oriental weatherfish) is the source of this 3182-nucleotide messenger RNA. Its product is annotated as amino acid transporter heavy chain SLC3A2. NCBI's taxonomy places the organism in Eukaryota, Metazoa, Chordata, Actinopteri, Cypriniformes, Cobitidae. The record is from RefSeq and is a predicted model, not a curated record. Gene Ontology annotation, molecular function: aromatic amino acid transmembrane transporter activity; L-alanine transmembrane transporter activity; L-leucine transmembrane transporter activity. Gene Ontology annotation, biological process: L-leucine import across plasma membrane; carbohydrate metabolic process; phenylalanine transport. Gene Ontology annotation, cellular component: basolateral plasma membrane; apical plasma membrane.
GAGACUUAGGCAAUUUUACAAGCUUUUCUAACUGGCUGCUGCAUCAAGAAGAACACAAAUCUACUCAACCUCUGAAGUUAGUUCCAUUUAUUUGUGUUUUCUGAGAAACCUGAAAAAAAUACUUAGGCAAUUAGUUUAGAAAGGUGACGACGUGCAAACACAUUCAACCGAUUAUUUCUUAAUUUCCUCAAAAAUGCUACAAAUAGGCAAUCAUAUCUCAGAUAUUUAUAGAUUUGUAAAAUACAUCAUAGCACUGAAGACAAAAUAAACACAGUGACCCACAUUAAAAUGAACCUCUAUCUCCCUAAAUAGCAAAAUCAUACAGAAUCUUUAAAGCCUGCCCAACUGUAACAAUAAACACACUUGAAAAAAUAUUGAACCAGUUCCAUCUGGUUCUGGUUUGUCAUAUGAAAUGUCUUUGAAGAGAAGGAUCAGACAAGCUAAGGAAGGUCCACCCAGACCCCUGCAGAAGUUUUGUAAGCCCCAGCAACCCAUGCUUAGCACAAAAAAAAUAAACCACAUUCCUCAGACUCUUCCCCAUAUUGUUCAUCUAAAAGAAACAUAUAGAAUAGCAAGCUUGUGAUGGGGCGGGGAAAUCUCCUUUAUAUAAUAACUUUUUAUGCUGUACAGCUGCAGACAACACAGACGAGUCAUCAGAACACUGUCCAGUGAUUUGCAGGACUGUAACCAAUCCUCGAAAAAUAAAAUGAAAGACGCAGAACUCAAUGAAAUUGACCCGGAAAAGCAGCCAGUGGCCAGAGAGACGCAAACAGGUAACGAAAAGAAUGGUUACGCCAAAGUAUCGAUUCCAGGAGACAUGAGAGUUAAGUUGAGUGGCCUAACCAAAGACGAGUUAAUGAAAAUCGCUGGUACAGUCUGGUGGAUUCGGGCUCGCUGGUUUUUGCUGGUUCUGUUCUGGCUUGGCUGGGUUGGCAUGUUAGCUGGGGCAGUAGUAAUCAUAGUACACGCCCCACGGUGUAAACCCAUUCCUGAGAUGAACUGGUGGAAUGAAGGUCCUCUCUACCAGAUAUCUAAAGUCAAUGAAUUCUCUGACAAUGGAUUAAAAGGAGUUGAGGAGAAACUGGACUAUCUGAACCAUAUGAAGGUAAAAGGUCUUGUUUUGGGACCGAUACACACAGUGCAAGCCGACCAGCUGAGCACUUUAGAUUUAACUUCUAUAAAACCUGAAGUAGGCACUGAGAAGGAACUGGAAAGCCUGCUGGACCAAGCACACAUAAAAGGUAUCCCCAUAGUGCUGAAUUUAACACCCAACUAUGAAAGAAAUUCGGCCUGGUUCAGCAAUGCUUCCUCUGUUGCUGAAAAACUCAGAGAAGCAUGCAAGUACUGGUUAAAUAAAGGAUUUGACGGUAUUUUUCUGUCUGGGCUGAGUGACAUCGUCAACACAAACACCUGGACAUCUAUACAAGCUAUAUUCAACAAAACUGACGCGACCCCAAUAAAAGCUCUGAUGGGCUCAGUAACUGGUGUCUCUGUGGAUGAUGUCUCUCGCCUGCUGAACAGCUCAGGUGUUGACCUAUUUACAACUCAACUGUUGGAUCCAAUCAAGGCCCAGGAAGUGCAGAAACUCUACAAUAAUCACUUACAGAGCAGCCUGGCAUGGAGCCUAAGUGGACAAACCCUGGGCACAGUGGCAUCCACAAGACCAGCAGAACCCAUACGGCUCUGUCACAUCCUCCUGUUUACACUACCGGGCACACCUGUGGUUAACGCUGGAGAUGAGGUUGGACUUAAAGCAGGGGAAAAGCUUCAAACCAUGUGGGACUUGGAAAGUCCAGCCGAGACCAAUGCAACAGCAAAGGCUGUGCAGGAGGAGCGUAUCGCAGUUCGUGAUUUCUUCAAAACACUCAGUGACCUUAGGGGGAACGAGCGAGCUCUCCUCCAUGGUGAAUUUAUAAACCUUAACAACGCUAGCUCUUCAUUAGCAUUUCUCCGCCUUUGGGACCAAAGCGAACGCUUCCUUACCGCCAUUAAUUGGGGAAAUAGCCCUGUUACCAUGACACUCAGUAACAGUGACUUGCCAGCUCAAGCUAAGGUUCGCAUCAGCACAGAUGCAGCAAAUUUUGCUGUGGAUAGCAUGGUGUCAUUGGAGAAGUUUCAGCUUGGGCCACAACAGGCUGUUCUGCUGUCUUAUCCUUAUGCUGGUUAGACACAGAUAUAUAUGCAGAUUUUCAUUUACUCUCUUGGUAUUGUCUUUGUAAAAAGAGGUCUCAAAAAUAAGAAUCUUUUUGCAAAAUACAAGUUUUAUGUAUCUUCAGAAAUUUAAAGUUAAGGUAUGUUUUAAAUGAAGAGUUUGGUUCCAAAACGCGAUAAACGCAUUUUUGAAUAAAAUGAGUUACUGCCAAAAUGAUUAUUAUAUCAGGUCAGUAUUUAAAAGUAAAUUCUUAAUUUUAAGCAAAAUCCAAUAUCCGCUGAGUUAUUCUGUCAUCUUUUCUCCCUUUUUUCCCAAAACGCGAUAAACGCCACUCCUCCUUUUCUACAGAACGCAAUAAAUCCGCUCCACAAAUUACAGCGCACCAUUUCACGCAAUGUAAACAAACAACGGCGGCGCGUUGAGUACACAGAGUCCUAGUUUUCCUCAUCUACUUUGUACUUCAUGAUCAACAAACAAACAAAAACAAAAUAAUACUUUAAUUGCAUUGAUAAACCUGUGAUGGUUUUCUGUGACGGGAAAGAAAUGUAAGCUAUCAAAUUCUAAUAAUUUACGCGAGAGGCACUCAUUUAUAUUUUUAAUCAGUGUGUACAACUGUUCAACUAAAUUAAUAUAAAAUGGCAAAGAUGAAUGCACAUUUGUACAUUGAUUGAAUAGAUUUAUAGCAUUUUGAAAAAAAAACUGUCAUGGAUUAAUUGCAUUUUGUGGGAAAAAUAAUUCAUUUUUAUAACAAAUCUUUGAAAAUCAAGUUAUGGAUUUGAAUUUUUUAUGUUUUUAUAACCUAAAUAUGCUAUGUGAAAGUUUGUAACAGAAAAUAGUGGUUUUCAUCUUGUCACUUUCUUGAAAACACGUUUUUACCGAAAUUUGUCAAAAUGGACUUAUUGCGUUUUGGAACCAAACCCUUCAAAUGUUUUCUCAAUGAUAUAUAUUUCUUAUGUUUUAUAACAGUAACAUUACACACACAAAAAGUGAAUGAAUAAAAAAAGUCUGUCACAACUGUUUGAGAACACAA